AUGAUUUUAACUUGGAAGAUGCUCUUAAUCCUGGUGGCUUUGAUGAUUCAGAUCUGAUUGAUAGCAAUUUACCAAGAGGAGGUGAAGGAGCUGGAGGAGGUGGUUCUCAGGGAGCAAUAGCUGGAAUUGUAAGUGCUGUGUUUGCUACUGUAAUCGGAGCAGUAUCUAGUUUCAUUGCUUACCAGAAGAAGAAACUCUGUUUCAAACAAAGCGCAGAUGAAGAGAAUGUGAAUAUGGAUAGCCAUCGGGGAGCACAAUCUGAGCCACCUGGUAAGAGAAGGUUCUAG
Messenger RNA from Merops nubicus (carmine bee-eater), 287 nucleotides. RefSeq names its product CD99 antigen-like. The record is from RefSeq and is a predicted model, not a curated record. The transcript is spliced from 4 exons. Lineage: Eukaryota; Metazoa; Chordata; Aves; Coraciiformes; Meropidae. The annotation marks the transcript as partial. Gene Ontology annotation, biological process: T cell extravasation; positive regulation of neutrophil extravasation; homotypic cell-cell adhesion.